Molecule: messenger RNA, 2195 nt
Organism: Ichthyophthirius multifiliis
Lineage: Eukaryota; Ciliophora; Oligohymenophorea; Hymenostomatida
Product: kinesin family member 9, putative
Exons: 10
Biological process (GO): microtubule-based movement
Molecular function (GO): microtubule motor activity; RNA binding; ATP binding
Source: RefSeq, a predicted model, not a curated record
AAAUGGUCAAAACUCCAAUAAAAGUAGUAAUAAGAACUCGUCCAACAGCAAAUUUCGCUUAUAAAAAUAUAAUUAUAAACGAGAACACUAAUUAAAUAUCAAUAAACAUAGCAAAAAACGCCGACAGUGGUUACGUAAAUCACCAAUAGGAAAAUUGGGGUUUUUAAUUUGAUAAGGUACUAUAAAAUGUAUCGCAAGAAGUAAUAUUUGAUAUAUGUUGUAAAGACAUAAUUUUAUCAGCAUUAGAAGGAUAUUCAGGAACAAUAAUAUGUUAUGGAUAAACUGGUGCAGGAAAAACAUUCACUACAACAGGAACUACUACAGAUUAUAAAUAUAGAGGUUUAAUUCCUAGAUGCUUAUCUCUUUUAUUUUAAGAAAUUGGAUAGAGAUAUGAAUAAUAGAUCACUGUAGGAGUUUCUUAUUUAGAAAUUUAUAAUGAAUAAUUAUCUGAUCUUUUAAUCGGCUAAGGAAAUUCAGAUAAUGUGAAUUCCUAAUUGGCUAUUUAAGAAGAUAAUAUGGGAAAUGUUCAUGUUAAAAAUCAAGUAAUAAAAUAAUGCAAAAAUGAAGAGGAUGCCUAAGCAAUGAUUUUUGAAGGAGAAACAAAUAAAACAAUAUCAGAACAUAGAUUAAAUAAGUAAUCUUCUCGUUCUCAUAGUGUAUUUACAGUACAUUUAGAAAUAAGAAGUAGAGUAGAAUCAACUGAAAAAGUUAUACUAACGAAAAUUAAUUUAGUAGAUCUAGCUGGAUCUGAAAGAACUAAAAAAACAGGGUCUGAAGGGCAAACAUUAUUAGAGGCAUAAUUUAUUAAUAAAUCUUUAUCUUUUCUUGAAUAAGUAGUAGUCGCAUUAAGUGAAAAAUAAAGAGAUCAUAUUCCUUAUAGACAAUCGAAAUUAACAAAUUUAUUAAAAGACUCAAUAGGUGGUAAUUCAAAAACUAUGGUCAUUUGUAAUAUUUGGCCUGAAAUAGACCAUUUAGAAGAAACUAUUUCAACCCUUAAAUUUGCAACAAGAAUGAUGAAAGUUUCUAAUGAUACAUCAAUUUAAAUGAAAUUAGAUCCCACACUUUUAUUAAAGAAAUAUGAAAAAGAAAUUAAAGAAUUGAAAUAAGAAUUAGCUAUGCAUGAUACAUUAGCUAAUAGAGGAAGAAUUACUUAUGAUUAAUACACUCCUGAAUAAUAGUAUGAAUAAUAAGUACUUGCAAAGAAAUUUUUAGAUGGUGCAAUAGAAGAUAUAGAAUUCGAAUCAUUAAGAUAAGUAAAAGAGUUGUUUUUCUAAUUUAGAAAUCUUUAUAAAAAUUUACUUAAAGAUGUUGAAAAUAAAAAUUAUGUUGAUGCACGUUUAGAAUAAAAAGAUACAAAUGUUAAUAAAAAAGUAGAUUAGACAAAAUAAUAAAACUAAGUAGGAGUUGAAGAAAAUAAAUUUGGGUUUGGAUUAGGAAAAUCUAGUAAAGAUGCAAGACCUUAAACUAAUAUUGAAAAUUUAGUAAAUAUACCAAAAGACGAAUUCCCUUAAUAAAAAUAACUUGAAUAAACAUAGGAAAAAACAGUCAAAUCUCCUGAAAAAAAUAAACUAGAAAAUAAAAUUAUCAAUGUUGAUAAAAAAUAAUCCUAUUAAGAAUUUAAGGAUACUGAAGGAAAAGAACUUAAUCUUUAAAUAGUAAAAAAUGUUAAAGAACUAAAAGAAAAUAAAGAAGAAAUUAUUCAUUUAACAAAUUUAUGUAAUGAAAUAAGACAAGAAAUAGAAAAAAUAAAAAUAGCAUUAGACAAAAAAUAAGAAAAUAAAAAUUAAGAAGAAAUUUAAUAAGGAAUUAUUGAUGAAGAAGAAUAUUAAAUAAUGUAAUCAUUAAAAGAGAAAAAAAAAGAUUAUAAAUUAUAUGCUAAUUAAGUAAAAGAAUUAAAAUCGACUAUUAUUAUUAUUGAUUAAACUAUAACUAAUUGUAAAAAUUAACUUUUGUCUAGAUUUGAAGAAUGGUUCCAAAAAAAAUAUGGAAUUUCUAUAAAUGAUAUAGAAAAUCCUUUAAUAAAUCAACCAAGUGAAGAUAAUAUCUCAAAUAACAAAUCCGAAGAUAUCGAUUAAGAUGCUUUAGCAUAUAUAAGAGCUAAAAAAAUGUAUUUAUAUAUAUAUAAUAUAUAUUUAUUUAUUUUUAAGGUCUCAUAAUUAUAAAAAGCAAGAAAAAUAGAAAAAAAUAAGAAUUGA